ACAGUCCCAUCCGAGAGCAGAGAGGAGGCGGAGGAGGAGAGGGACAAGAGGGACAAGGUCCCGCCGGGACAGGAGGAGCGAACAGCGUCCUGUUUAUAGUUUAUAUUUGACACAGUGCUUUCUGUGUGAGGAAUUACAUCAGGAUUUCUUCUUUAAAAAGGACGAAAGGAGGGACGGAGGGAUUGUUGGAGUUCGGUGUCUUGGUGAUGGAGUGAGGGCGCACGGGUUCAACUUCAGCCUCGCCAUGAAAUCGGUGCUGUUCAGCCGCUUCUUCAUCCUGCUGCCCUGGGUCCUCAUCGUCAUUAUUAUGAUCGACAUCGACAGUAAAAGGACGAUCCGGACUCCGGCGGCGGGUCGUGGCGGCAGAACGCAGCCGCAGACGCCGCAGACGCAGCGGGCGGCGCGGACAGUCGGCGGCGCACCGGGGCUCGGCGUCACCCAGAAUGUCACCGAGGCGCCGGUCAUCUACGCCAUCACUCCGACCUACACGCGCCCCGUGCAGAAGGCGGAGCUGACCCGGCUGGCGCACGCCUUCCGCCAGGUGCCCCGCUUCCACUGGAUCGUGGUGGAGGACUCCACGACGCGCACGGAGCUGGUGGCGCGCUUCCUGGCGCGCUGCGGCGUCCCGUUCACGCACCUGCACGUGUUCACCCCACGCAGGUUCAAGCGCGUCGGGAUGCCACGCGCCACCGAGCAGAGGAAUUCGGCGCUGGUUUGGCUGCGCCAGCACCGGAGCCGGCGCGACAGCGGCGUGGUGUUUUUCGCGGACGACGACAACACGUACAGCCUGGAGCUGUUUGAAGAGAUGCGCAGCACUCAAGGUGUGUCCGUGUGGCCUGUGGGGUUUGUGGGUGGCAGAGCUUACGAGCGCCCCCUGGUGUCUGGGGGUAAAGUUGUGGGCUGGUACACCGGCUGGAGGCCGGACAGACCGUUCGCCACAGACAUGGCAGGUUUCGCGGUGAACCUACAGGUGAUUCUGGCGAACCCCCGCGCGCUCUUCAAACGCCGCGGCUCACAGCCCGGGAUGCAGGAGUCCGACUUCCUCAAGCAGAUCACCAAGGUCACGGAGCUGGAGCCCAAAGCCAACAACUGCACCCGGGUACUGGUCUGGCACACACGCACAGAGAAACCUCACCUUGCAAAUGAGUCCAAACAUCGAAAGGACACAGUGGUCAUUGAGGUGUGAUGGGAGGCGGCCGAGCACAGGAUCCAGAAGCAGAAGGUCUUUGUUGCUGGCCCGUUAUCUUCUGGCUGGGACUAAAGACAGACGGCAUCCUGCUUUCUCUCCUUAUCAGGGUCAUUCAAUCUGUUGGUGGCAGACGCGGACUCAGGGGAGCUGCAUGAUUUCAAGACUUUGGCUAGCUGUCUGUCAAAAAAACUGGCUUUGUGAGGACGUGAAUGUGUUCAUUUCACAAACUGGGAUUUUGGUCAUCAAAAAAACAAAAAAA
Messenger RNA from Solea senegalensis (Senegalese sole), 1448 nucleotides. It is a transcript of the gene b3gat2, whose product is annotated as beta-1,3-glucuronyltransferase 2 (glucuronosyltransferase S). Gene Ontology annotation, cellular component: Golgi membrane. Lineage: Eukaryota; Metazoa; Chordata; Actinopteri; Pleuronectiformes; Soleidae. The record is from RefSeq and is a predicted model, not a curated record. The transcript has 4 exons. Gene Ontology annotation, molecular function: galactosylgalactosylxylosylprotein 3-beta-glucuronosyltransferase activity. Bases 245 to 1186 code for a protein of 313 amino acids. Gene Ontology annotation, biological process: carbohydrate metabolic process; chondroitin sulfate proteoglycan biosynthetic process.